Messenger RNA from Lipotes vexillifer (Yangtze River dolphin), 1571 nucleotides. RefSeq names its product hippocalcin like 4 (gene HPCAL4). NCBI's taxonomy places the organism in Eukaryota, Metazoa, Chordata, Mammalia, Artiodactyla, Lipotidae. Gene Ontology annotation, molecular function: calcium ion binding. The transcript has 4 exons. The coding region runs from base 382 to 957 and encodes 191 amino acids. The record is from RefSeq and is a predicted model, not a curated record.
CCUGGGUCUGAGCCUCAGGACGGGGUACAGAUGGUGGUACAGCUCUCCGCUCUUUCCUCGCUACUCUGGGAAGCUCAGGGCGGGGUGGGGGUGGGGGACCGUUCUGCAGCCGGGCCUCACUGGGCACCAGGUCCCCACCUGAAACCCCGCCUGCCACUCCGCCUCAGCCGACCCAAUCAACGCCCAAUCUGCCCGGGAUGAGGCGGGGCUUAUGCAAAUCGUGUCGCCUCUGAGAGACACAUAGUGAUACAAGAGCUGGGAGGCGACUCGGGCGCGGACCUUGGGGAACCUGGCCGCCGGCCCGCGAGCCAGUCUCAGUCUCCGCGGCCCGCCGAGGCUCAGAGUCAACCAGCGACCCGGCGAACGGCCUCAGGCCCUGCCAUGGGGAAGACCAACAGCAAGCUGGCCCCAGAGGUGCUGGACGACCUGGUUCAAAACACCGAGUUCAGUGAGCAGGAGCUGAAGCAGUGGUACAAGGGCUUCCUGAGGGACUGCCCCAGCGGCAUCCUCAACCUGGAGGAGUUCCAGCAGCUCUACAUCAAGUUCUUCCCCUACGGCGACGCCUCCAAGUUUGCGCAGCACGCUUUCCGCACCUUCGACAAGAACGGCGACGGCACCAUCGACUUCCGGGAGUUCAUCUGCGCCCUUUCGGUCACCUCCCGCGGCACCUUCGAGCAGAAACUCAACUGGGCCUUUGAGAUGUACGACCUGGACGGCGACGGGCGCAUCACGCGCCUCGAGAUGCUGGAGAUCAUCGAGGCUAUCUACAAGAUGGUGGGCACUGUGAUCAUGAUGCGCAUGAACCAGGAUGGGCUCACGCCCCAGCAGCGUGUGGACAAGAUCUUCAAGAAGAUGGACCAGGAUAAGGACGACCAGAUUACACUGGAGGAGUUCAAGGAGGCAGCCAAGAGUGACCCGUCUAUUGUGCUGCUGCUGCAGUGUGACAUGCAGAAGUAGAGGCUGGUGAGGGGCAGGGCCCCUGGCCAGGAGGGGCGUGGCCACCUCCCAACCCAGUGACCUCUGGCUGGCCCUUCCCCAGGGGGAGGGGGACUCCAGCCUCACUCUCUGGCCCACCCACCCCUCUGCCCAAGUCCUUGCUCCCCUCAAUUAAGAUCCUUGAGGGACCACCUAACUCUGGAAUAGAGACAGAUCCUCAGGUAUCCUAUGGUCUAGCCCCAGCCCCAGUCUUGGCCCAGAAUCAACAUCCACUGGGCAUAGGGGAGUUGGUUUUUGCAUCAAGGUGCAGGGUGAAGGAGGGGGGCUGGGUUCUGCUUUGAAAUUCUGUUCUUCCUGGGAUUGUGCUUUAUAGGAUGUGGUCCCACAGACCCCGGUUAAAGGGCCAAAUUGGGUCUGUCCAUUGCUGAGGACCCAGAUCCCUUAAAGGUGGUCUGUGUCCUGCCCCCACGACUCUACCUGGCCCCUCUGGCCCCAGCCUUUGGAGUGUUCAUUCAGUCCUUUCUUCAGCUAACAUUUAUUGAGCACCUGUUCAGUGCCAGGCACCUCUAGGUGCUAAGUCUAUGGUGGUUUACAAGACUCAUUCUGUGCCCUCCGGCAGCUCGUAGGGUAGUUAG